UGGCUGACGAUGGAUCUUCCGAUUGAGGAUGGUUGGGACCUCAUUUGUGAUUCAACACCAGUGCAGCUGAUGCAACCCACACCCAAGACAUGUCCACUGAGUCGGCCGGAUUUUUCAGUCCAACCUCGACUCCAAGCUAGAUGGCAGGUUUCUCCGGUUCCCGUCAUAGGGGUGCCCAGAACAACUCAGGUAGGUCCCAGGUUGACCGUGGCUGGACUCUUAGAUUCCGAGCCUAAAGCAGCACCAGCGUAUCAACCAAUUCGCAGUACGCUGUCUCACCAUGUUUCAUGUGUUGGUUCCCCAUACCUCAGAACCAACCGCACAGAGUAUCACCCAGACAGUCUGACCAUGCGUGCACAGCCGUCCAUGUUGUCAGAACCUUUGGAACCCAAGAUGGUUGUCCCUGCAUUGUGCCCCAGUACAGAAAAGGCGUUGCCUCGCCCUCCAGUGAAUAAGGGUCGGACAGCAGUUGCUCAGCCCCAGCUGGUACGGAGCUCAACGUCGAUUCAAUUGACUAGAUCGAAACUGGCCAGUGACAAUGCUUUUUUGGUUGAACUGUUCACCACUUUAUUGCAACUUUUUGGCAAUUCAUCUGCAGUGUAUACGUCCUUGAAUUCCUCACCCUACGCUGAUGAACAUCGCAAGAGACUUCUGAACAAUUAUGCUGCCACUACGUCGUUUCGAUAUUUACAAGCGGUCCAGAAGUUUGCACGGGUCACUGCACAACUUGGCCUGGACAUGCAUACCCUGUCAGAAUCUCAGCUUGCAGAUGUAUUGACAGUCAUGCGAUUAUCGAAGUCAUGUGAGACUGACAGAGACGUUUGUUCAGGAAAUUUCACAAUCAAAGCACUGCGUUGGUGGCAUAAAAUUGCAGGAGUUUCCCACUUGAUGAUUUGUUUUUCUCCUCUGGUGGACAGUUUCUUGAAAACAAAGCUGAGUAAAGACCGUCGAGAAGCACCUCCUCUGCCCCUGUGGGUGAUUUUUCGGUGGGAGCGUAGGAUCCUACAAGGGGCCUCCACUACAUACGAAGUGAUGAUGCUUGGAGCCUUUCUUUUGAUAACCUGGGCAGGUCUUCGUUUCGCUGAUGCACAGCGUUUGAACAUUGAUUCAUUGGUCUUCAAUUUUCAGGAACUCCGUGGCUUGGUAUGGCGAUCCAAGACAAUGGCUGCAGGACACCCCUUCGGUGCACAAGCGGCAGGACUUUGCAGCAAAGGGACAUACACAUGGUUAUUUAAGUUUUUGCAGACUUGGGACCAGGUGAUGACAUCACUACAAUUACAACGAUCCAAGGUGGAUUUCUUGAUCCCAUCCAUGGAGCCAGAUGGAACUUUUCAGGUUUUCGAGCCACUGAACUACGCGGAGACCACACGCAUUUUUCGUGCGAUGCUGUUGACCCCAUGGAAGAAGUUUCAGGAUCAACAUCCACUGGCUCAUUUACAACAAACAUAUACUCUCCACUCCAUGAAAGCCACUCUUUUGAGUUUUGGCCCGCAAUUGGGAUCCCUGGUCAGCGACUCAGACCGAUUACUGCAGGGUCACCACCAAGACCCCAAGCAUUCAUUGAAUUUGUAUGGAAGAGACAGCGUUUGGGGCUCCUUACGAUAUCAAUCGACGAUCAUUAUGGAGAUACAGAAAGGCUGGCGUCCCAAGACAGCCCAACACAGGGGAGGACAAUUUCCUCUGACAGAACCGACUGUUGAACAACUGGACUCCGAUACUGAGUCCUCCAGCGAUAGCAGCCAGGGCGAUAGUUCCAGUUCAGAAGAGUUGGAGCCAAACGCAAACAAAAAAGCUUUGGUGCCAGACCCCUGUCAGGCCGAUGAAGCAAAAAUGCCCAAGUUGGAAGUGGCCACAUUGCAUCAUUUGCUGGUGGACGAAGCAGUUUCACUGGACCAGACUCCUAAGGAGUCCAACCUGGAGGAACAGCCAUUGGAGGACAAUGAAGAACCACCAUUAUCAGCGCACCUUACAAAUUGGCAAAGUGCAGAGGAUGACAUUGCCCUCACCCGUGAACUGGUUCAACAAGAGAUCGACAAAGGAGACCAUAUGGCAUUUUCACUGGACAUUAAGGCACUGCAUUGCCACUUGGCGGUCGUUUGCUAG
This is a messenger RNA of Cladocopium goreaui, 2103 nucleotides long. NCBI's taxonomy places the organism in Eukaryota, Dinophyceae, Suessiales, Symbiodiniaceae. The record is from the annotation of a GenBank genome assembly.